Molecule: messenger RNA, 1080 nt
Organism: Topomyia yanbarensis
Lineage: Eukaryota; Metazoa; Arthropoda; Insecta; Diptera; Culicidae
Gene: TBC1d7
Product: TBC1 domain family member 7
Exons: 4
Coding region: 84-977 (297 amino acids)
Biological process (GO): negative regulation of TOR signaling; activation of GTPase activity
Molecular function (GO): GTPase activator activity
Source: RefSeq, a predicted model, not a curated record
UAUCACGCGCAUCAUUGCCAUUCGUUACCAACGUUGGUUGCCUUUUUCUUAUAAGAUAAACAAAGGGUAAACACUAAACGACCAUGGCAGAUAAGCGGAACUUUCGAUCAACUUAUUACGAGAAAGUGGGUUGCCGUAGUGUGGAAGAACGAAAAUCGCUCGAAAUUCUUCUUAAGGAUAAGCCGCUGAACGUACUAAAGUUGAAACAGUUUUGCAUUCUCUUCACCGUGCCGAACAUUCACCGCAAUGUGUUGUGGAAUUUUUUGCUAGGGGUUACUCCAGCCUACACCGACUCCCGACAGUAUGUGAUGACCCAACGAGAGGCCGUGUACAAUGAUUUGCUGCGAGCAUUGCAGGUCAUGCGACUGAUUGACGUAAAAACGCCUAAGCACAAAGUGCUUUAUGCAAUGUGGCUACUGGAAACCAAACAGCUUUGCCUUGGAUUCGAUCUGAACCAAGAUAGUCCGUUCUGCAACAUUACCGAGGUUUUACUGCAAAUAUUUGAUAAUGACAUUGAAAUAUACUGGAUGGCCAAAGGCUUCCACGAGUACAGCCAGGAAAUUUUGGAGGAAAUGGGUAAACUUUCCGAUCUAACCAACACGAUAUUGGAAAAGGAGGACAACGGGUUGUUUAUUCAUCUGAAAUCGUGUGAUAUUCUUCCGGUGCUACCAUUGAGCAAAUGGUACGGCUCCUUCUUUGCUGGUCUUCUGUCGGAACCAGCCCUUAUUAGGAUAUGGGAUAAAAUCUGCGGUGGAUCAAUCAAAAUUGUGAUAUUUGUACUGAUAGAGAUUCUACGCACCCUACGAAGGAAGGUAUUGCAAUGUACGGACCUUGUUUGUCUGCUAAAAUGUAUCGGAACUAUAAGAGGCGAACAGGAAACGGCCGAUUUGAUCGUUAACAAGGCGAUAGAGUUGUGGCAGCAAAAUAAGGGACACAACGAGUUUAUUCUCCAGUCCAAAGUAAAACCAAGCAUUUGAGAUCAUCUUUCCUCAGGUGGCUUCGAUUAGAAUCAUAUUUAUUACUACAUACUGUAAUGUUAAAAUAGAAAUAUAAUAAUAUAUUUAAGUUGUUCUGAAUCUA